Malania oleifera is the source of this 852-nucleotide messenger RNA. RefSeq lists its product as uncharacterized. The transcript has a single exon. The record is from RefSeq and is a predicted model, not a curated record. Lineage: Eukaryota; Viridiplantae; Streptophyta; Magnoliopsida; Santalales; Ximeniaceae. The coding region runs from base 1 to 852 and encodes 283 amino acids.
AUGGCUUUUGCAUAUGACUUGAUUCUCUUCUCUAGAGGUGACCCCAAUUCAGUGAAACUAAUUAUGGAGUGUGUUAGUAAGUUCUCAGCAAGCUCAGGGCUGCAAGCUAUCUGUCUCAAAUCAAACAUAUAUACUGCUGGUAUUGGGGGUGUAGAUUUGGAUGAAAUAAGGAAUAUAACAAACGUUUCGAAUGGGGAAUUCCCCUUUCAUUAUUUGGGCAUUCCAUUGGCUUCCACCAGGCCCAAUUCUAUGCAUUAUUCAACACUUACCAAUAGAAUUGCUAGUCAAAUUGCUGCUUGGCCUGGGCAAACCCUGUCAUUUGCUGGAAAGUUGGAGCUGGAGCUUAUUAGAUCAGUAAACCAAGGCAUGAAUUGUUUUUGGCUUGCCAUUUUCCUGAUUUGCAAAUAUGUUAUGGAUCUCCUUUCCAAAGCCAUGUGGAACAUUCAAGACAAAAAGGACUCGCUUUGGGCAAAAUGGAUUAACCAGUAUAAUCUGAGGGGCAGAUCAUUGUGGGAGGUUUCCUCCAAACAUGAUGACUCACCAUUGUUUAAAAAAAUAGUGGAGAUUAAAAAUAGUUUGUUGAUUUCUUGUGGAGACCAGAGAGCAGCAGUGAAUCAAAUUCAGCAGUGGAUAGAUGGAAAUCAGAUUAGCUGUGCUAGAGCCUAUCAGUUUUGGAGACCUAAAGGGCAAAAGGCUCAUUGGCAUUCAGUGGUCUGGGCUAAGGGUCUCACUCCGAAGUUCUGCUUUGUUCUAUGGUUGGCAGCAAAAAGGAGAUUAUCUACCAAUGAUAAGCGCCUGGAUGAAGGAAUGGACUUAUCUUUUUUUUUUUGGCGGAAUGGACUUAUCUUGUGA